Molecule: messenger RNA, 417 nt
Organism: Galendromus occidentalis (western predatory mite)
Lineage: Eukaryota; Metazoa; Arthropoda; Arachnida; Mesostigmata; Phytoseiidae
Product: cuticle protein 63
Exons: 2
Coding region: 20-355 (111 amino acids)
Source: RefSeq, a predicted model, not a curated record
UGAAACAAGUGCUUUCAUCAUGAACUCUUUCGCUCUCCUCGCUUUCGUCGGUCUCGUCGCUGCCGCCUCGGCCGGUCACCUCGGUCUUGGUCUUGGUCAUGGACACGGAGUCUCUCACGUGGCUCACGUUGCUCACGUAGCCGCCCCCAUCGUCGCCCCUGUCGUUGCUCCCGUCGCCGUCCACCACGGAUACGCUCAGUCGCACGCCUACUCCUCUGCCGUUAACCACGGUUCUAUUGUCGGAAAGGCCAUUGCUCCCAUCGGUGUCGCCUCCUACGGAAUCGGACACGGAUACGGACAUGGUCUCGGACUCGGACUCCACGGAGGCUACGGAUACGGACACAAACUCUGGUAAUUCAUCAGACUUUGAACUCCAAGGAAUGAAGCACGGCUUAAUAAAAUCUGUAUAAUUGAAAA